UCCUCUAGCUUGCCGCCUUCCUUCCUCCGAGGGGGUGGUAUGAGCUUGCUCGUUACGUAAGACAAGGAAAUACGUCAGCGAGCUCAAAUCCAAAACUGGGGAAUUUAUUAGCAUACGAUUUCCCAGGGAUAUUCGUCGGUCAAUCCAAUCGGCGAGCAAACCUGUCGCAAAAAUACCUGCAAUAUGGACGGGUCUGCAAUGGAAGGGCUAGAUGACUUUGAGAAAACCUUAGCGGCAGAGAAGGCCGAGAGAGAGAGGGCCGCGCGCGAGAAGGAAGAGCGAAGGGAACGGAAGCACCGCCAUCACCACCGGAGAGAUCGUUCCUCAGAACGCGACCGCCAUCGCGAUAAAGCCAGAGACGAAGACCGUACCAGGGACGGAGACGGGGAUAAAGAGCGCCACAGAAAUCGCCAUAGGAGGGACGACGAUGACGACGACCGCCGUCAUAAGCGGCCCAGGCAUUCCAAGGACGAGGAAGGAUCGAGGCAUAGACACAGGCAUGGAUCGAAAGGACGAGAACGCGAUCGCGGAGGGAAGGAUUUGAAGGGCCUGAAGCAAUCAGACCCUAAAGAAGAUUUGCCUUUGCCAGACGAGGAGAAAACGCCAGCGCUCGUAAGGGACUCUUGGAUGACUGCUCCUUCUGCCCUCGAUAUCGACUAUGUUCAAGCUCCCCGGAAGAAGGAAACCAAGCAGCCUGUUGAACCGGAACCGAAACGGGUAUUACACAAGAGGGAACUCAACACCGGACUGGAGGAAGUAUCAAACGAGAAGGCUCUAGAAAGCCUUGAGCACCCUACGGAGCGCGAAAUAUCUUACAAAUUUGGAGACGAAGGGUCCAAUUGGAGGAUGACGAAGCUGAAGACAGUCUACACCCUGGCAGAGCAGACCGGCCGCCGGGUUGACGACGUUGCUGAGGAGAGGUUCGGCAGCCUACAGGAAUUCGAUGACGCGAGGGAGGAGAAGAUUGAGGUGGACAGGAGGAAGGUCUAUGGCCAGGGCUAUGUUGGGAAGGAGAAGCCAACUGGCGAACUCUACAGGGAACGGAAGGCCAAGGUGGGCUUUUCACCGAGGGACCACCCUUCGCCUGCAAGCGAUGAUGAACCCGAACAGGGCUUGGUCAUCGAGACACUGGUGCAGCCAGCUGCCAUUGAUCAGAGCGCCCUCAAUCGCCUUCGGGCACAGAUGAUGAAAGCCAAGCUCCGAAACUCCCCCGACGCAUCGAAGCUUGAGGCGGAGUACAAUGCCGCCGUAGCCUCCUUCUCCAAUACUUCAAACAACCCAGUUGUGCUGGAUGCGACGCAUAAUCGCAUGCUCGCCGGACCCCGCGGCGAAAUCAAAAACAUCGAGAACAAGCGUGGGCGCGAGCGCGGGCUCGUCGAGGCCAACGAAGACAUGAGCGUCGAAGACAUGGUGCGAGAGGAGCGGCGCACGCGGGGCCAGGCCGGGGGCGAGGGCAUGCGCCUGGCCGAGCGGAUCGCCAAGGACUCCAAGUUCGACAACGACCUCGAGUAUCUCGACGAGAACGCCGAGAAGCUUGCGAAGCGCGUGCACAAGACCGAGGCCAGCCUGAAGAACAUGGCCGUCUCCGACUUUCAGAAACUGAACCGCAUCCUGGACACGUGCCCGCUAUGCCACCACGAGGACCGCGCCCCGCCGCAGGACCUCCCGCUGGCGCCGGUGGUGUCCCUGGCGACGCGGGUGUACCUCACGCUGCCGACGGAGCCGGAGCUGACGGGCGCCGAGGGCGGCGCGAUCAUCGUGCCCGUGAGCCACCGGACGAACCUGCUCGAGUGCGACGACGACGAGUGGGAGGAGAUGCGCAACUUCAUGAAGAGCCUGACGCGCCUGUACCACGAGCAAGGGCGCGAGGUCCUCUUCUACGAGAACGCGGCGGCGCCGCACCGGCGGCUGCACGCGGCGCUCGUCGCGGUGCCGAUCCCCUACGACCUCGGCGACACGGCGCCGGCCUUCUUCCGCGAGGCCAUGCUCUCGGCCGACGAGGAGUGGUCCCAGCACAAGAAGAUCAUCGACACGGGGAAGCGCGCCAGGGAGGGCCUCGGGAAGCUCGCCUUCCGCCGCAGCCUCGCCAAGGAGAUGCCGUACUUCCACGUGUGGUUCAACCUCGACGGGGGGCUGGGCCACGUCGUCGAGGACCAGGGAAGGUGGCCGAAGGGAGAUCUGUUCGCGAGGGAGAUCAUUGGAGGCAUGGUCGACUGCGGGCCGGAUGUCAUCAAACGUCAGGGGAGGUGGUCGAGGUCGGAUGGGCGGGUCGAUGGGUUUAAGAAGAGGUGGAGGAAGUUUGAUUGGACUCGAGUGCUCACUGGUGACCAGUGAGAAGGCUGCACACGCAUUCGACCGAGGGCCGAGAUUUGCAGAUUCGUAUCAUGAUCCGAAAGAAACCACACGUUUUCUAAGUCAUGGCAUGUCAGUCAUGGUAACACAUACGGCACUUUGUGAAGCGCCUUAGAAGCCUGGGGUCACCAAGACGAGGCCUAUAUUGGGAUCCAUCGAAACCGGCUCUAGUCACAUAACAGGCUGGUCUGGCAGGUGGGUACAUUGUGUGGUACAAAAGUCAUGGUUUCAAUAUACACUGGAAGAAGAG
Molecule: messenger RNA, 2602 nt
Organism: Phialemonium atrogriseum
Lineage: Eukaryota; Fungi; Ascomycota; Sordariomycetes; Cephalothecales; Cephalothecaceae
Product: CwfJ C-terminus 1-domain-containing protein-like protein
Exons: 1
Coding region: 184-2334 (716 amino acids)
Biological process (GO): mRNA splicing, via spliceosome
Cellular component (GO): post-mRNA release spliceosomal complex
Source: RefSeq, a predicted model, not a curated record